Molecule: messenger RNA, 423 nt
Organism: Venustampulla echinocandica
Lineage: Eukaryota; Fungi; Ascomycota; Leotiomycetes; Helotiales; Pleuroascaceae
Exons: 3
Coding region: 1-423 (140 amino acids)
Source: RefSeq, a predicted model, not a curated record
AUGCCUGCUCCAUUCAUAUACCUUAACAGCUGGCCUAGGCUGAUCCACAGCCACCAACAUAUCGACCUAGCAGGAACCGUACUCCCACGAUCUAGUCCACAAUAUCAGCAGUUACGCUUUCAGCUUCGACAAGUGCUUUUCCAAACCCUAGCAGCAGCCUCGGAUACUUUCGAAUUCAUGUAUAUCUUUACCAACUUUCAGUCCGAUAACGAGCUUGGGCGCAAAGUCGUAGGGCACUAUGCAGAAGCAGCAAAGGCUCGGGGCUGUACUUUUAUCCCAGUCGUCUUGACUUGCGACAUCGCCAUGAACACCCAGAGAAUACGCUCUCAGGAGAGACUGAGGCUGCUUGCUGAAAGAAAGGGAAUGUUGCUUGACACGGUUCUGUUGUCUGAGAUGAGAGAAAAGGGAGGGAUGCUAAAGUAA